This is a messenger RNA of Funneliformis geosporum, 1547 nucleotides long. The record is from the annotation of a GenBank genome assembly. Lineage: Eukaryota; Fungi; Glomeromycota; Glomeromycetes; Glomerales; Glomeraceae.
AAUUAGUUGGUGGUAAAAAAGAAGAAAAAGAGUUAAAAAAAGGUGAAGUGAAGCCAGAUGGCAGUUUAGUAAUUGUUGAUUCAGAAAAAAUUAAGACUAAUGAUUUCGAAUUAUUAUUAGGUCAGAUUAAACAGCAAAAAGAAAUUAUUAAAACUAAAAAAGCCGAAUUAGCUAAAAAACACGGUUAUGCGGAUGAAGCUAAACAGAUUUUAAAAGAGAUUAAAGCCUUAGAGCCUAAGAUUAAAGACACUUAUUUGCAAAGUAAGUAUAAGAAAGUGGCCAGCACUUCCCCGAGUGAAACUAAUGCUACGGAUUUGGAAGAUUAUGGCAGCAACCUUUAUCAAUUCUCAACUAGAACCGAAACCGAUGAUAACCAAAUUAGAGCGAUUGAUUACGAUAAAUUUGUAACUUAUACUAACGCUCACGCUCACUCCUUAUCCACUAGCACUAGUGAAAUAGAUCAAGCUGAAUAUAGUGCUACCAAAUUACAAGGCUAUUUAAAAGCUAUUCAAGACCGAUCCAAAUGUUUAGUAGAUAAUAAAAUUAAGACUGAUAACCACCCCGACAAAGGAAAAUCAGCUAACGGUCAUCGAAUUGAAUAUAGUUUUGGACAAGAUUUCACCAAACACGGCUCAAAUACUCCCCAAGAUAAUGAUACCCUGAUUGUUUUACCAGCCAAAGCUAACCCGAUGACUAAAAGUGAUUUCACUAACUUCACUCCGGAAGAUUUAGGAAUUCCGGUGGACAGUAAUGCCAAAUUAAUCAAUGGAAUUAUCCAUACUGGUUACCAUGACUUUACUAAUCGGCAAAAAUUAAUCAGUUCUUUUACCAAUGACCCGAUCAGACAAUUAUUUUCCGAUAUUCGAAGUUAUGUUCAAAAAGAUAAUGCUUUAAAAACUGAUAAAGAUGGUAGUGGAACUUCCACUCCUGAUUAUGCUUGCUUUGGCUCGGGAACUGACCCCGAAGAAAGUCGACUUAAUGAGUAUGAAACUGAAAAAGCCAGUUUAUUAGAAGGGGUUAAAACCGGUCGAGAAAGUUUAAAAACCGCUGAAAAAGCACUAAAUGAAGCUAAAAAAGAGUUAGUUAAAAAGAAAAAAGAAGUCGAUAGAUUCAAAAAAACCGCUACCGAAGAUAAUCGAAUCGAGUUAACUAGCAUGGGACAAAUUGAACUUUUGCUAAAACAAAUCCGAUAUUUAGAAAACUUUGAUGAAGAGGCUCCUAGUUCAGUAAACAACGAAGAAUUAGCAAGAAAGGAAUUGGAAACCUUAGCCCACAAGAUAUUUACCGAGCGAGAUGAAGAUAACAAAAUCUUUUUAGUCCGUUAUUUCCGAGAUGGCGAGGGAAGAACGGAGGCGGAAAAAAUCGAAAGUUUUGAAAAGAAUUUUGGCACUAAAUCUAAAUGGGUAAUGCAUGCUCUGUCAGAGGUAGUGACUGGAUUCAAAAAUUUGGAAGAGUUAGUUAAAUUACCUAGUCAUUAUCAAGAUAUGAAAAAGUCUAUUGAAGACUAUUUGGCAAAAAAACAAGAAGAAGAAAAACCUACCGAUUGA